Messenger RNA from Dendrobium catenatum, 3085 nucleotides. RefSeq names its product DNA replication licensing factor MCM4. The coding region runs from base 96 to 2627 and encodes 843 amino acids. The transcript has 18 exons. Gene Ontology annotation, cellular component: MCM complex; nucleus. Gene Ontology annotation, biological process: double-strand break repair via break-induced replication; mitotic DNA replication initiation; DNA replication. The record is from RefSeq and is a predicted model, not a curated record. Gene Ontology annotation, molecular function: single-stranded DNA helicase activity; single-stranded DNA binding; ATP binding. NCBI's taxonomy places the organism in Eukaryota, Viridiplantae, Streptophyta, Magnoliopsida, Asparagales, Orchidaceae.
UCCAUUUUCGCGGGAAGCGUACCUUCUUCCCGCCUAAUUCCACUUCUUUACCUUCCUCCCAUUCACUCACGAUUUGUCCACAAACCCUAUACGCCAUGGCCGACUCCUCUCCUUACGGUGCAUCGUCUCCUGAUGGCACAUCAAGUCCCAUUGCCAACACCAACUCCUCCCCUAUACCCUCCUCCAAUGGUGGCCAACGGCAACCCGGUCGAUCAGGCCGUCGUUACCCCGUCGCCGGCAGCCCUAUUAUCUCUUCCUCCCAAGGAGCUUACCGUACCCCUCUUUCUUCUUCUCGGCACCAACGCCGCCAAGCCACUCCCUCUACUCCUGCAACUCCUAUCUCCUCUUCCGAUGCCAUGGGUCUUUCCUCGGACGCCGGAGAUGAUGCUGACGCUGCCAUUGAUGGGGAAGACGCCGAUUCAACUCCAGUCUUUGUGUGGGGGACGAACAUAAGUGUGCAGGACGUUAACGCCGCAAUCCUACGUUUUCUUCGCCACUUCCGCGACCCUCAGCGAGCUUCUGAUGGUGGAAGUAACGGGGGUGUAGUGAUGGAGGGGAAGUACAUGCGAGCAGUUCACCGGGUUUUGGAGCUGGAUGGAGGAGAGUCGCUGGAUGUAGAUGCACACGAUGUGUUUGAUUAUGAUCCUGAUCUGUAUGGAAAGAUGGUGAGGUACCCGCUUGAGGUUCUGGCGAUCUUUGACAUCGUGCUUAUGGAUUUGGUGGCGAGAAUUGACCCUUUGUUUGAGAAGCAUAUUCAAACCAGGAUUUAUAACCUCAAGUCCUCCAUUUCGAUGAGGAAUCUUAACCCCUCUGAUAUUGAGAAGAUGGUGUCCGUGAAGGGAAUGAUCAUUCGAUCCAGCUCAAUUAUACCUGAGGUUAAAGAGGCAAUUUUUAGGUGCUUGAUUUGCGGUCACUUCUCUGAGCCUAUUAUGGUGGAUCGAGGGCGCAUUAAUGAGCCAACUAGGUGUGGAAGGCAGGAAUGCUUGGCCACAAACUCCAUGGCAUUGGUCCAUAAUCGAUGCAGAUUUGCAGACAAGCAGAUAGUCAAGUUACAGGAGACACCAGAUGAGAUACCUGAAGGUGGAACUCCGCACACAGUCAGCAUACUUAUGCAUGACAAACUAGUGGAUACAGGGAAACCUGGAGAUAGAGUUGAAAUUACUGGGGUAUAUAGAGCUAUGAGUGUUAGAGUGGGGCCAACUCAGAGAACUGUUAAAUCUAUAUUCAAGACAUACAUUGAUUGUCUCCACUUAAAGAAGACUGAUAAGUCAAGGUUGCAUCUCGAUGAUCCCAUGGAUUCCAGUAAUAAUUCUAGCGGGGUUGAUAUCGCAGAGGAUUCACCAGAGUAUCAAGAUAAGGUUGAUAAGUUGAAAGAGCUUUCAAAACUACCUGAUAUUUAUGAUAGGCUGACAAGGUCACUAGCUCCGAAUAUAUGGGAAUUAGAUGAUGUGAAAAGGGGGCUUCUUUGUCAGCUUUUUGGUGGUAAUGCUCUAAACCUUCCAUCUGGAGCUAGCUUUCGUGGAGACAUCAAUAUCCUACUUGUUGGAGAUCCUGGAACCAGCAAGUCCCAGUUGCUGCAGUACAUGCAUAAAUUGUCUCCACGUGGGAUUUAUACCAGUGGCAGAGGAAGCUCUGCUGUUGGUUUAACUGCCUACGUAACGAAGGACCCAGAAACUGGUGAAACAGUUUUGGAGAGUGGGGCACUCGUCCUUAGUGACAAAGGUGUUUGCUGUAUAGAUGAGUUUGAUAAGAUGUCGGAAAAUGCACGGAGUAUGUUGCAUGAGGUCAUGGAACAACAAACAGUUUCAAUUGCAAAGGCUGGGAUAAUUGCUUCCUUGAAUGCCAGAACAUCUGUCCUAGCUUGUGCAAAUCCUAGUGGGUCUCGAUAUAACCCUAGGCUCUCAGUCAUUGAGAACAUUCACCUUCCCCCAACCCUACUCUCCAGGUUUGAUUUGAUUUACCUUGUUUUGGACAAAGCUGAUGAACAAACAGAUAGGCGUCUUGCAAAGCACAUUGUUGCUUUGCAUUUCCAAGACCCGGAGAAUAUAAUACAGGAAGCUAUGGAUCUUCCUACUCUUACCGCAUACAUUAGCUAUGCUAGAAAGCACUUCAACCCAAUACUCUCCGAUGAAGCUGCUGAAGAUUUAACCAGUGGUUAUGUUGAGAUGAGGAAAAGAGGAAACUCUCCAGGAAGCAGUAAAAAGGUUAUAACAGCAACAGCUAGGCAAAUAGAGAGCUUGAUUCGUCUCAGUGAAGCUCUAGCUCGAAUGCGAUUCUCUGAAUUGGUUGAAAAACGGGAUGUGACCGAGGCUUUUAGGCUGCUGGAGGUUGCAAUGCAGCAAUCAGCAACUGAUCAUUCAACUGGAACAAUCGACAUGGAUCUUAUAAUGACCGGGAUAUCGGCUAGCGAGAGAAUCAGACGAGAGAACCUGGUCGCAGCGGCACGAAACCUUGUAAUGGACCGAAUGCAAAUCGGAGGGUCACCAACUCGAGUUGUUGAGUUGCUGGAAGAGUUGAGGAAGCAGAGCUCUAUGGAAAUUCAUCUUCAUGAUCUGAAGAAUGCCCUCGCCACACUGAUGAGCGAAGGGAUGGUUGUUCUAAUUGGUGAUAGUGUGAAAAGGAUAUAAUGGACAUUUGGGGUUUCUACUUCUAGCACAAUCAUUCUCUUCAGAUAUAGGCUUCGAUUGGAACGGCUUUCUUAUUGUUUCAUAAAACAGCUUUAUAGUUAAAAAAUUAAAAUUUUGUAUUCAAAAGCUUCUUUAAGAAACAGUAAAUAAGCCGUCCCAAACGAAGUCAUAAUCUAGUGAGAAACAGGAGGCAGAGAAAUAUUCUUCAUGCUGGAUUGUCCAUCUCUACUUUAACAAUUUUUUUUUUGAAAGGUGAGAUAUCAUCCUAAUGUUCGUUGUGAUUGAAUGGAUGUUUAUUGCUUAUAAACUUGCUCUAUUAUGCUGAUUGCUGACUAGUGGUCUGCUUCUCAUUUAUAGCCAAAAGCCUUAACGAUUACUUGUAGUAUUGACAUUGAGUGCCAGCUUGGUUGUCCUUGCAGUGCACUUUUCAUGUGAAGAUGUGCAAACAAAUUUCUUUA